UAACCGACGAGGCCGCGGCCGCCGGUCGCGACGUGGUGGCCGAGGAUACCGUGGCAGAGGUGGAUACCCUGGCCAGCCAACGAACAAUCCGACACCGUCAAGAGGAGGAUAUUUCGGCCAACCAAUGAACAAUCAAACACCCCCAAGAGGUGGAUACAGCACGAGAGGCAGCCACUCAAACAACAAUCAACAAGAAGCUGAGCCGGGUGCUCUGGUUCGCUACACUGGCGCUCAUGGGUCUGAACCCGAGUGGUAGUGGGGAAGCGACUCCUAAUCCGCUCCUGACAGUCGGCUUAGUGGUCACGGAACUCCCUCCACUUAAACUGGUGAGUGGAUCUACAUUUGUGAAAAUCGAACUCAGCUCUCAUCGUCUCCUCCUCGAUAACUUGUUGUCGAUUCUUGAACUCACGGAAAGUACGGUACGUCAUACCAAAGGGCUAUUCCCUGCACUGGACGACGCCGAAAAAGGCUUUGUAACUGGUGAGCUAGCUAAGUUAGGAUUCAUCUUAGGAGAACUCUUAGCACAACUCGAAGUUACCGAUCUGGUGUCUGUAUUUAACCGUUACUCGUACUUGACCUUAGCUAAUGUCAGCGAAGCUUCCGUCGACUUAGUAAAUCACUGGUACCGAUUGUUAAAUGUCUCAUCUUCUGUAAGCCGUACCCGUCGGGGCCUCUUUGAUAUAGGCGGAGAAAUUCUCCACGGUCUCUUUGGCCUUGCCGUUGACAGAGAUGUACAGGAACUUAGGGAAGUGACAAAUUCACUACUAAUGGAAGCCAAGACCUUGUACGCUAACGAAUUAAAACUAAGUAAAAUUGUUAGCCGGUCACUAGAUGCUAUUGCUAACUUGUCUAUGGAUCUAGCUAAACAACAGAAUGAUAUAACUACGCUAGAGAAAUUUAGCAUCCUAUCUGACGUGCUAGAAGACUUGAUUGUAACCGGUACCCAUUUAAUCUCAGUUAGUGAGAAUCUUAAACUUGAGACAAGACUGUUAGAUUUGAACAUAUUGGUGAACCUGAUAGACCGAGAGUCACUCAAAGAAUUUAUUGCAUCGGGAAUUAAGGAUAAUAUCGGAGUUUUCCCGCUAUCAAAUGCACAGAUUGAUGAUCACGAAGACGUAGCCUUACAACUCCUGUCUGUAACGAAAACUAAGACCCCGUACACGUACCUCGUACGCGUGCCCUUCGUGCAGAACGAUAAGAUUUUUGAUUUGGUGUCCCUCCAGAGAUUGCCAGUCAAAACAUCAGUUGGUAAUGUAACGAGCUUCAAAUGGUUAAGCCGAGUGCCCAGGUUUGUAGCAUUUAAUACUGCGUCCUUCCUGGAACUCGAGGACGUAUCGAAGUGUCACCGCACAAGCGUAUUAUACUUGUGUGAGCCGAGCAUCGCUGCUACACAAACCGUCUUUGAACCAUCGUGCAUCUUGACCUUGCUCCAAACGCACCAACAUAGUGCGAAAUGUGAAUACGAACCUGUGGAGUCGUCUUUACAAGAGUAUGGCGUCUUUACAACUAAUGAGUGGCAUGUUGCAUUCCUGCAACCGACAUUGGUAAAGAUAAGAUGUAACUCCUCCAGCCCGAGCGUGCGCUCGACACAAAUUGUCUCAGGUAUCGUGUCAAUCUACGCACCUUGCUUUUUGCUUGGUUCAAAAGGUACGUACCGGACGAAGGUCGUGACGUCCAUGCGCGCAGACUCAAACCGGGUGAAGAUUUUUCCCUUAUCGUCCAUGCCAUCGGUCAAAGUCUCACAGACCCAGCUCACCCGACAUCUGGUAAGCGAGCUGGAAUCAAAUAUGGAAGACGUACGACAGCUGAAUGUCGCACUGGAGGCUCACAAACAGCACACGCUGGUAUGGUUUCCUCACUUUCAUGCCAUACACGGUUCCAUAACAGUCAUUUUACUCUUGGGUAUCAUUGCUUCCAUUGUCCUGUACUGCCACUGAAAACGACGUCCGCGAGUCAGAGGUAUCGCGCCCGUGCUACCGACUGUCGAGCGAAUGAUGCUCAGCAACGCGAUGGAGGCGUCGCCUCGACCCUCGACUCUGCCCGCUGCAACGACGGUAACGGUAGUAAAUCAAACUGAAGUCGUGAGACAAGCCUCCGUUCCUCGAUCUCCAGCGGAAGGGGUUGUCCGCGAGCCUAACACUCGGGUGACCUCGCACCCCAAGGGGGGAAGGAACGUAAGUCGUACCACGGAGGCAGAGCUAGCGAGUCCCACCACGGAGGUAGAGUUAACCCGACCAUUGGCGACGGCGAAACCUUGUCUCACCAUCAAUGGUGGAGAUUUUGGGGCUCACGAAUCAGACUCGGAGGAUUCCGACUGAUAAAGACAACUAAUAUUAAUUUGGAGUAUUACUGAGGAUGUGUUAAUGUUCUUUUCCAGCACAUCAAAUUAUUAGUUGUUAUAUAUCAUUAUUACUAGUAUUAAGGAUUCAUUAAUUAUCUGCAUUGAUUAUCUGCAUAUUUUAUCAGCACUUUAAGGACCUAGUCCGCUUUGUUGAGUUGUAAACUAGAAUUAAGUUCAAGUUUGUAAACCUCUUUCCCUGAUGUUCAAGUUUUGUCAACUUUCAAUAAUUUUAACGAUGGCCAUUGUAAGAGCCAAAUUAACGUAAAUAAUUGAGCAGUUCGAAAACCUCACAAGAUCCACUUAACAGUUGGGUUUUGUUAAUGAUUUAAAUUGUGUAUGUUGCAACCUAAUCGGAAGAAAAUUCUAAUGCCUUUUUUCUGUUGGCGAGCAUCAUGAAGACCGAUUGCUGAGAAGAAAUGCAAGAAAGAAGAUUGCUGAGAAGAAAUGCAAGAAAGAAGACCUAAGAAGACCAAGAAAACUUAUAUAUUUCCCGUAGGAUAAACCUUAGGAUACCCUAUAAUUUUAUGAGUUUUGCUUAUCGAGUUUUGUGUUGUGCCCGUUGGUACCUCUCUUUUAACAGUUCCUGUUUUUGUUGUAUUUACUCAGUUACUCAACGAAUAUAGUUACUCUUGAAUUAAUGAUGUACGAAUUCAAUAUUCAUAACUCGACGUAAGAAUUAACGUAAUUUUCUUCCUGCAUUGACUGACGAGGACGUCAGUCCUUCGCCGCCCCCGGAGAUGUCCGGUAUUGACCGACAUCCUCAGCUGUUCAUUGAUU
Molecule: messenger RNA, 3118 nt
Organism: Hyalella azteca
Lineage: Eukaryota; Metazoa; Arthropoda; Malacostraca; Amphipoda; Hyalellidae
Exons: 2
Coding region: 234-1937 (567 amino acids)
Source: RefSeq, a predicted model, not a curated record